Messenger RNA from Neltuma alba, 638 nucleotides. Its product is annotated as nudix hydrolase 18, mitochondrial. NCBI's taxonomy places the organism in Eukaryota, Viridiplantae, Streptophyta, Magnoliopsida, Fabales, Fabaceae. The transcript is spliced from 5 exons. Gene Ontology annotation, cellular component: nucleus; cytoplasm. Gene Ontology annotation, molecular function: pyrophosphatase activity. Bases 1 to 594 code for a protein of 197 amino acids. The record is from RefSeq and is a predicted model, not a curated record.
AUGGUCGCUCUGGUUUCCCAAGACAAUGUGGUCGCGUUGGUUUCUCGCACCGGCCGCGAAUUGCAGCGUUACCGGAAAGGCCGCCGCCAAGUCGUCGGGUGUAUACCGUACAGAUACAAGAUGGAGGAGCAAGGUUCCAUGGAGGCGUCAGGAGAACUAGAAGUUCUGGUAAUCAGUUCACAGAAAGGCAAAGGGAUGCUAUUUCCAAAGGGAGGCUGGGAAUUAGACGAAUCCCAAAAGGAGGCCGCUGUGAGAGAAACCAUUGAAGAAGCAGGAGUUCGGGGCAUUGUUGGGGGUAAACUGGGUAAGUGGAGCUUCAAGAGCAAAACCCAUGACACCUUCUAUGAAGGCUACAUGUUCCCUCUCCUUGUUCAAGAACAGCUUGAACUCUGGCCUGAGCAGAACUUCCGUCAAAGAAUCUGGAUGAGUGUUGACGAAGCAAGAGAAGUGUGUCAGCACUGGUGGAUGAAGGAAGCAUUGGACAGACUGGUGAAUCGACUGAGGGCUAAUAAGAAGCUUGGACUAGAGAAACAAGAAGGUUCUUUGAAGAACAAUGGAGGAUUGGAGAUGGAAACUCUGAUGAUUUGUAAAUAGAUGAUGAGAAUUUAGUAGAGAGAUUAGAGAGGUUCUAUAUUUUG